Messenger RNA from Dermacentor albipictus, 2795 nucleotides. Its product is annotated as histone-lysine N-methyltransferase PRDM9-like. Gene Ontology annotation, molecular function: protein binding. Gene Ontology annotation, cellular component: nucleus. NCBI's taxonomy places the organism in Eukaryota, Metazoa, Arthropoda, Arachnida, Ixodida, Ixodidae. Gene Ontology annotation, biological process: regulation of gene expression. The record is from RefSeq and is a predicted model, not a curated record.
GUACUGCAAUCUCUAAAGUGCGCCUAUGUUGUGGUUCAGCCGGCAGCCGUUGUGUUAGAUGACGACAAAGACGAGCUGCAUUCCUCAAGCCGAACGCGCGUGACUUCGCAAGAAAAAAACACAAUCAAAACAGCACCCAUCGACCAAUGAUAGGAAAGCACGCUGACAUUCGGGGACGAAAGAAGGGGAGGAGAAUGGUAAAACAGGUGGUGGGUGACACGUGGAUCGUGGCUCGCAGUAGUCAAGGCAUCCGGGGCUCAAGAGUUGCGGGUCACAGACGGGACACAUGGCCCAGAGACUGCGAGAUCUCUACCCAGUCGGCGAGGACAUUACCGACGGCGACGUGGCCUUCUCCUGGAGCUGCCUGCCGUCGUCCCCUGGUUGGCAGAGACCCUGCAGAGGAAAGACGGCAGGGCUGAGGAGCAACGCCUCUACAAGCAACGAGACUUCCAGAGAGUUUCGCUACCCUAGACGGCAACGGAAAGAGGUUAACUUCGUGGAAUGCGAAGAGGGACCGGACCAAGAGUACCUGUUUUGCGAUGACUGCAAUAUGGACUACCCGGGAGACUGUCCCGUCCAUGGACCCUUAACGCCAGUCAAGGACACUGCGGUUCCCUUGGGUGACCCCCAGCGCGCAAACAAGACAGUGCCCGAGGGGUUGUGUGUGCGCCGUUCGACGAUCAAAGGCGCCCAGUACGGCGUGUUUACCAUGAAGCGGCUGCCCAAGAGGCUGUGCUUUGGGCCAUACGAGGGCGUCAAAGUGGACAGCAGCGCCGCAAACGGGUACACCUGGCAGGUCCGCCACAGCGGCCAAGAAUUCCUGGUGGACGGCCGCCCGUUAGACCGUUCCAACUGGAUGCGCUACGUCAACUGCGCUCCCGAGCAGAGCCAGCAGAACCUGGUGGCGUUCGUGCGCCAGGGUGCCGUCUACUACCGCACGUGCAAGGUGGUGAACGCCGCAGAGGAGCUGUUCGUGUGGUACGGGGACGACUUCGCCAAGCAGCUGGGUCUCAUCGGCAAUUCAGGGACACAGAGCAAAGUGGCCGAGGAGGAUGUUGCUGCGCCACGUGAGGUCUUCUCGUGUGAGGAAUGCGGUGACCUGUUCACCGUGAAAGAAUCGCUGGACAACCACCGGCGACGCGAGCACAGGCAAAAGACCCAAGGAAAACACAAAUGCGCCCACUGCCCCUACUCCAGCAACAAAAGUCACAACGUAACCAAUCACGAGAGGAUCCACACGGGCGAGAAGCCGUUCGCGUGCCACAUCUGCCGCCGGGGCUUCAGCCGGCGGGCACACGUCGACCGGCACCUGCUGAUUCACACGGAGGAUCGUCGCCACGAGUGCCCGGUGUGCGGCCAGCGCUUCACGCAGGCGUCAAACAUGGCGCGCCACCGUAAGCUGCACUCGGGGGAGAGCGUGCGCUGUCACGUGUGUCCGGAGUGCGCGAAGCGGUUCGCGCAGAGGGCUGCCCUCGCCACUCACCUGCUCACCCACACGGGCGAGAAGCCGCACGCCUGCGCCGAGUGCGGCGUGAGGUUCGCGCAGCGCGGCCAUGCCAGACGACAUGAGUUGGUAGUCCACGGCCGUCAGUAUCCGCUGCACUGUCCGCACUGCGGCAAGGGGUGUGUGAACAUGAACGCCCUUAGAGGUCACGUGCACGCUCGUCACCGAGACGAUGAGGACGACAAUGGAGCGACGACGACAAGUGAACCGACAACGAGAAAUAACACGACGACGGCAAAUGUACCGGUGACGAGAAAUAAAACGACUACGGCAAAUAGACCGACGACGAGAAAUAAACCAACGACGAAAAAUAGACCGAAUACGAGAAAGUAGACCGACGACGACGACAAGUAGACCGAGACCGAUGGCGACAAAUAAAACGACGAGGACAAUUUGACCGAUAACGAGAAAUAGACCGACGACGAGAAAUAAACCAACGACGAAAAAUAGACCGACUACGACAAAAGAACCCACGACGAAAAAUAGACCGAAUACGAGAAAGUAGACCGACGACGACGACAAGUAGACCGAGACCGAUGACGACAAAUAAAACGACGAGGAAAAAUUGACCGAUAACGAGAAAUAGACCGACGACGAGAAAUAAACCAACGACGAAAAAUAGACCGACUACGACAAAAGAACCCACGACGAAAAAUAGACCGAAUACGAGAAAGUAGACCGACGACGACGACAAGUAGACCGAGACCGAUGACGACAAAUAAAACGACGAGGAAAAAUUGACCGAUAGCGAGAAAUAGACCGACGACGAGAAAUAAACCAACGACGAAAAAUAGACCGACUACGACGACAAGUAGACCGAGACAGAUGACGAUGAAUGAACCGACAACGAGAAAUAAAACGACGAGGUCAAAUUGACCGAUAAAGAGAAAUAGACUGACGACGACGAAUAGACCGACUGCGACAAAUAAACCGACGACGGCAAAUGAACCGACGACGACAAGUAAACCGACAACGAAAAAUAAAACGACGAGGACAAAUAGACCGACAACGAGAAAUAGACCGACGACGACAAAUAGACCAACGACGACAAAAUAGACCAACGACGAGCAAUGAAGGGAAAAUCACACAGCGAAGAAAAGCUGGGCGAGGAGACUGGACUUCGGGCUCUGCUAUUUAAAAACGUAUGAGAAUACCAACCAGCGUGGAACGGUUAAGUGCACCGACGCGCGAAGUGGCAUAUACUAUAUAUGUUACGGACGAACAUAUAAUCGAAGCGGCUUCGCGAGGAUUGUAAUCGCAAUGUGACUGCAUAAGGGAAUCGUGAAAUGUG